Messenger RNA from Malassezia pachydermatis, 963 nucleotides. RefSeq names its product phb2-prohibitin. The coding region runs from base 1 to 963 and encodes 320 amino acids. Gene Ontology annotation, cellular component: membrane; mitochondrion. Gene Ontology annotation, biological process: mitochondrion organization. The record is from RefSeq and is a predicted model, not a curated record. The transcript has a single exon. Lineage: Eukaryota; Fungi; Basidiomycota; Malasseziomycetes; Malasseziales; Malasseziaceae.
AUGUCGAACCGCACCCCACAAAAUGUGCUGAGGCAAAUGCAGCGCAUGUUCCAGCAGAUGCAGGCCAAUGCGAACCGCGCGACGUCGCAAGGCGGCUCGAACUUCUCGGGCGGUGGCGGCAGCGGCGGUGGCGGUCCUGUGAACCCGUUGCUGGGCGGCGCAGGUCUCGUGGCGCUCUUUGGCCUGGCGAUCGGUGUGAACGCGUCGUUGUUUAACGUUGACGGUGGUCACCGUGCGAUCAAGUACUCGCGUCUGUAUGGUGUGUGCCCUACCAUCUACAAUGAAGGUACGCACUUUAUGAUCCCAUGGCUCGAGACGCCGAUCGAUUAUGAUGUGCGUGCGAAGCCGCGCAGCAUUGCCAGCUUGACAGGUACCAAAGAUUUGCAGAUGGUCUCGCUGACGUGCCGUGUGCUCUCGCGCCCCAGCGUCGAAAACCUGCCGACGAUUUACCGUGAGCUUGGCUCGGACUAUGACGAGCGUGUGCUGCCCAGCAUUGUGAACGAGGUACUCAAGUCGGUGGUGGCGCAGUUCAAUGCGUCGCAGCUCAUUACCCAGCGUGAGAUGGUCUCGCGUCUGGUGCGUGACAACCUGACGCUGCGCGCUCGCCGCUUCAACAUUAUUCUGGACGAUGUCUCGCUGACGCACAUCUCCUUCUCGCCGGAGUUCACGCAUGCCGUGGAGGCCAAGCAGAUUACACAGCAGGCAGCUCUGCGUGCUGCUUUCCAGGUCGAUCAGGCGCUGCAGGAGAAGCAGGCGAUCAUUGUCAAGUCGGCCGGUGAGGCUCGCUCGGCGGAGCUGAUUGGUGACGCUGUGCGCAAGAACAAGGGCUUCUUGGAGCUGAAGAAGCUUGAAGCUGCGAAGGACAUUGCCGCGACGCUCUCCGGCUCGAACAACCGUGUGAUGCUCGAUGCACAGAGCUUGCUGCUGGACGUCUCGAAGGACUCGACCGCCCGCCGUGUGUAG